Molecule: messenger RNA, 3418 nt
Organism: Lutra lutra (Eurasian river otter)
Lineage: Eukaryota; Metazoa; Chordata; Mammalia; Carnivora; Mustelidae
Gene: SEMA7A
Product: semaphorin 7A (John Milton Hagen blood group)
Exons: 14
Coding region: 73-2073 (666 amino acids)
Biological process (GO): neural crest cell migration; semaphorin-plexin signaling pathway; negative regulation of axon extension involved in axon guidance
Cellular component (GO): external side of plasma membrane
Molecular function (GO): semaphorin receptor binding; integrin binding; chemorepellent activity
Source: RefSeq, a predicted model, not a curated record
GCCUUAGCUCUGCUUUUGGUGGGGCGCUGGCUCAGACUAGGCUGCUCGCCGCUGUCGCUCCCGGGCUGCGGGAUGACACCGCCUCCGCCCGGAUGCGCCUCCCUCGGCGCCCAGAGCACCCGCGUCCCCGGCCCGCUGGCUCGGUCCUGGCUCCCGCUGCGGCUGCUGCUGCUGCUGCUGCUGCUCUGGACGGCCGCUGCCACCCAAGGCCACCCAAAGAGCGGACCUCGCAUCUCCGCUGUCUGGAAAGGCCGCGCAGGACAGGACUGGGUUGACUUCGGCCUGUCGGAGCCUCACAUAGUGCUUUUCCACGAGCCGGGCAGCUCUGCCGUGUGGGUGGGUGGACGUGGCAAGGUCUACCUCUUCGACUUCCCUGAGGGCAAGAAUGCCUCCGUGCGCACGGUGAACAUUGGCUCCACGAAGGGAUCCUGCCUGGACAAGCGGGACUGCGAGAACUACAUCACGCUCUUGGAGAGGCAGGGCGAGGGGCUUCUCAUCUGUGGCACCAAUGCCCGGCGCCCCAGCUGCUGGAGACUGGUGAAUGGCACCGUGGAGUCGCUUGGCGAGAGGAGAGGCUACGCCCCCUUCAGCCCAGAUGAGAACUCACUGGUUCUGUUUGACGGGGACGAGGUGUACUCCACAAUCCGGAAGCAGGAGUAUAACGGGAAGAUCCCCCGGUUCCGCCGCAUCCAGGGCGAGAUCGAGCUGUACACCAGUGACACCGUCAUGCAGAACCCGCAGUUCAUCAAGGCUACCAUCGUGCACCAAGACCAAGCCUAUGACGACAAGAUCUACUACUUCUUCCGGGAGGACAAUCCUGACAAGAACCCCGAGGCCCCUCUCAAUGUGUCCCGCGUGGCCCAGCUAUGCAGGGGGGACCAGGGUGGCGAGAGCUCCCUGUCGGUCUCCAAGUGGAACACCUUCCUGAAGGCCAUGCUGGUGUGCAGCGAUGCGUCCACGAACAAGAACUUCAACAGGCUGCAGGACGUCUUUCUGCUCCCUGACCCCAAUGGCCAGUGGAAGGACACUCGAGUUUACGGCGUUUUUUCCAACCCUUGGAACUACUCGGCCGUCUGUGUGUACUCGCUUGGGGACAUUGACAAGGUCUUCCGUACUUCCUCACUCAAGGGCUACCAUGCGAGCCUUCCCAACCCUCGGCCUGGCAAGUGUCUCCCAGACCGGCAGCCCAUCCCCACGGAGACCUUCCAGGUGGCUGACAGUCACCCUGAGGUGGCACAGAGGGUGGAGCCCAUGGGGCCUUCGAAAGCACCACUGUUCCACUCCAAGUACCACUACCAGAAAGUGGUCGUUCACCGCAUGCAGGCCAGCCGUGGGGAGACCUUCCACGUGCUUUACCUAACCACAGACAGGGGCACCAUCCACAAAGUGGUGGAGUCCAGGGACGGGGAACGCAGCCUUGUCUUCAACAUCAUGGAGAUCCAGCCCUUUCACCACCCGGCUGCCAUCCAGGCCAUGUCGCUGGACACCGAGCGGCGGAAGCUGUACGUGAGCUCCCAGUGGGAGGUAAGCCAGGUGCCCCUGGAUCUGUGUGAGGUCUACAGUGGGGGCUGCCACGGCUGCCUCAUGGCCCGAGACCCCUACUGCGGCUGGGACCAGGGCCGCUGUGUCUCCAUCUACAGCUCUCCAGGGCCAGUGUUGCAGUCCAUUAAUCCAGACGAGCCACACACAGAGUGCCCCAACCCCAAACCAGAUAGUGCCCCACUGCAGAAGGUUUCCCUUGCUCCGAACUCUCGUUACUACCUGAGCUGCCCCGUGGAGUCCCGUCAUGCCACCUACUCGUGGCGCCACGAGCAGAACGUGGAGCAGAGCUGCGAGCCGGGCCACCAGAGCCCCAACUGCAUCCUGUUCAUCGAGAACCUCACAGCCCGCCAGUACGGCCACUACCGCUGCGAGGCCCAGGAGGGCUCCUACUUCCGGGAGGCUCAGCACUGGGAGCUGCUGCCUGAGGAUGGCGCCACAGCCGAGCACUUGCUGGGCUGUGCCAGGGCCCUGGCCACCUCCCUCUGGCUGGGUGUCCUGCCCACACUCGCUCUUGGCCUGCUGGUCCACUAGGGCCUCCUGGGGCUGGGCAUGGUGCAGGUUCCUGCAGCCUCGGGGGCCCCAGAAGAGUCUCCCAUCCAGAGCCGGCCGGGUCCGGCGAGCUCCUGGCCUGCUACUUCUUUCCAGGGAGACUGUGUAACCCGAUGAAGGACACCAGGCCUGGAGAUGGCCAGCCGCAGGCGGCUGCUGGGCCCACGUGGGGGCACGGGGUCUGGGGGCCAUGGAAGGAAGGCGCUGUUGUGAAGCUGGGGCAUUGAGGACUUCAGACUUUAUCUUCUGGAGAAUACUUUUCGAACACCCCCUCCUCAAACUCGACUAAAUGCAGUGAUGUCCCCAGCCCAAGAGCCCGUGGGCCAGAGAACGGGGUUUGGAGAGGGAAGCUGGGACCCCGGCUUUGGACCUUGGGGCUGAGGCCUGAGUCCUUCCGGACUCUCCAUAUCCCGACUGCCCCCGCCUCCUCCCUCCUCCUGCUGUGGCCGGGGGUGGCUGCUGUUCCCGCAGGCCCAGGGCUACCUUCUGCGGCUCCCUCACCAGCCCUGGGUCCCACCAGGCAGCGGCCUUGCAUGUUUAUUGAAGGAUGUUUGCUUUCCGGACGGAAGGACGGAAAAAGUUCUAUUUUUAUGUUAGGCUUAUUUCAUGUAUAGCUAAUUCUGACUGCAUCUGUAUGAAAAUACCAAAACUACAUGCUGGGGGUGGGGUGGGACAGGGAGGGACUGGGGAAGACAUGGGCUGGGGUGGGGGGUCCCAGUCUGAGGCUCCGGGGACGGGAUAAGAGUCUAGGGACAGGCAUGGGUUCGUGGAGAGUGGCAUGAGCUGGCUCUGCCCUGGGAUCCCAGUCUGAGGGGAAUAUGGUCCCAGUCCCCCGGUUUGAGGGGCAGUUCGGGGGGGGGGGGGCGGGUAGGGUGAGGGAGACAGGGGAGAACAAAGGAGAAACUGAGCCCUAGGUUCACCACAUUCAUAUAGAAGGAGGAGCCGGGUCCUCAGGGGGAGGUUCCAGGACUCUGCCCUUGGCAUUGGGGGUUGGGGGGCGGGGGGGUCCCUUCCCUGCCCCUCAGCCCCCUUCCGCAGGGGCUGUGCUUCCAUGCUCCUAGUCUCCCACCUUCAGCUCAGGACAUGUUAUAACUUAGGCUAAACUGUGAAUUCCGGUGGGGACAGCCUGGGCCAAGCUCUCUAGGUGCGUGGCUCUGCCCCCAGCCCUGUCCAUGGAUUUCAGCAGAGAGCCGGGCCCUUCUCUGGCUGUGUCUAGCCAGCUCAGGGCAGGGCCUGGGGCUGGUGGCCUUCCAGCUUUGGCCCCUGCAUCUCUUCUCAAUGCACUUUAAUAAUGUAACAUAUUACUAAUAAACAGACUAUUUAUUUA